Cladocopium goreaui is the source of this 3070-nucleotide messenger RNA. The record is from the annotation of a GenBank genome assembly. NCBI's taxonomy places the organism in Eukaryota, Dinophyceae, Suessiales, Symbiodiniaceae.
AUGAACAUUGCCAUCAGCAACAAUUUCAUCAGCGCCACGGAGACGACGGCAGAGACAGUCUGGCCAUGGGCUUUGAAGUCCUUAUCUCGCUGCCUGACACAUGGCUUACGCCUCUCACAGGCGAGUUACGUGGCAGUCACCAGCCUUUUUCGUGGAAGCUGGGACCGUGCAAUGCACUUCGCGGCACUGCAAGGCUUUUACAGUUCCAGAUUCCUGGAAACGUUGAACAUUGUGCUGAGUGCCUGCGAAGUAGCGUGCUCUUGGGACCGUGCUUUGGCUCUGGUGACGUUGGGCAAUAAUGGCGGCCUCCAGACUGACACGAUCAGUUUCAGCUCUUUAGUCAGCGCUUGUGAGAAGGCUCUGCGCUGGCGGUGGGCGUUGCAAAGUCUGGAGACAACCCUUGAGAGGCACAUCUUUGUCGACAGGACACUGCUGAAUGCUGUCAUCAGUGCGCAAGAGAAAGGCAGCACCUGGCUACGCGCUGUGACUCUCACCAUGCAGAUGAGGCGCGUUUUUGGCUGCCAACCCAAUGUGGUCUCUUUCAAUGCCGCCUCCAGUGCCUGUGAGAAGGCAUACCGAUGGACUUCCAGCAUCCAACUCUUCGACUGGGCAAAGGAAAGGAGCAUAGAGGUAGAUACGAUCAGUGGGAAUGCUUUGCUAGCAGCAUGUCGUGGAGCAAGACGUUGGUGUGAGGUCUUACAGCUGUUGGAGGUCUUUUUUGUUUCCAAUCUUUUCCUGGACGACUUGGCUUUGCGAAUGGCACUGGAGGUGCAGUUGGAGCGUGGCGACCGUGGCGACCGUGGCCCAGCUCCAGUGACCAUGGAGUUGCUGGGUAGCAUGGAUCACCUUUGGAUCAACAUUCUGAGCCGCAACGUCUCAAAGAGUUGGCAGGGCCUGUCUGUGGGGGAGUAUGCAGCACUGACCUGCGCUGGAGUCUUUGACUUUGAAACAGGUCUUCGGCUCAUCAAGGAUCGUGCAGAAGCCAUGGACUUUGCAGUCGGCUCUCGCCCUGGCGCCAAGGCACAGGGCAUGUGCUUGGUGGUUGGCUUGGACAAAGACACGGUGGAGAAGCAGUGCAAGGCCAGCUGCAGUAAGGGCGAGACGUGCCAAAUCGCUGCAUGUCUUUUCUCAAGAGCCUUCUCAGUUUCAGGCAGCCUGUCUGCCAUCGAAAGCUUUGUCCAGAAUGCAAAAGCUGCUGGAGCCCUGGAUUGCGUCGUCUUGAAGCAAGCUGGCGCCUUCCACACCAGUGAAAUGGCUGAUGUCAGAAAUAUCCUGGUGAACAAGUUGGACGCGAUCAAAGGAAAGAUGAUGCCUCCACGCUGCACUGUGUAUUGCAAUGCCGGUGCGAAAGCCAUUGGCCCACAGAGUUCAGUGCAGGACAUUGUGAAGAUGUUGGCUGAGCAGAUGGUCUCGCCGGUGCUUUGGGAAUUGUCCAUGCAGCAAGCCAUCAGCGAUGGCUGCACUAAGUUCUAUGAGCUAGGCCCUGGCACACAGCUGAAGGGCAUCAUGAAGAGGCGGCCCUUAUCGGCCUUUUGUGCGGAAUUGUUGGUUCUUCCUGGGCACCUUGACAUCGGCAAUGUCUUGGCCAUGGGCGUCCGUCGAGUGGCGACCGAAUCGAGUCGCACGAUGCCGUCCUGGGUGAAACCUGUCUUUUGGGCUGGCAUCGCUACUUCACAGGUUGGCACGUUCUUCCUGUUCCGCGAUCUUGCAGACCUGUCCCAAUGGGUUGUGGAGCCACCACGCUCCAGCACAAUCUCCACUUGGAGAUACAAAAACCAGCUGUCUGCGGCGACUUUGUGUCCACUAGGCUUGGGAGGUCUCCUAAAAUUGGCAUAUCCGGCAGUGAUUUCGUGGCCCUUGUUUUUGGCGAUUUCAGGAUGGACAGGAUUGCUGUUUUACUCCGGGGUCAUCAACCCACAUUUCAUGAUGAGAGCUAGGAACCAAAAGGAGAAUGCAGUUUAUGUGUCUCAAGAAGAGGCGAUCAAACUACUCCCCAAUGGUGCAGAUGAAACCUGCAUCAUUCUGGAAGUGGAUGGGAAGGCAGCAGCAUAUCCCGAUUCACAGGUCUUGCGUCCCCAUGUGAUCAACGCAGCGGAAGUCGCGGAAGAUGUGGUUCUGACCUACUGUGGCCUAUCCAACUUGGGCAUCGCUUAUACCCCCAAGCUGGGUGGGAAGCCACUGGAUCUGCAUCCCAUGACGCAGAUGGAGAACAACCUGGUGAUGUACGAUAGGAAUAGCAUGGAGCCAGUGCAGCAACUCUGGGGCACCACCGAAAGUCGCAUGGAGUGCCAGUGCGGUUUGAACAAUGUGGAGCGAAUGAAGGAAUGGCCCACCUAUCGGAUGACCCUACAACAGUUCUGCAAGGCUUGGCCGGGAUCCAAGGUCUUCAUGAAUGACUACUCCACCAAAGGCCUGAAAACCGAGAUCUGGCAAAAUCCGAUUCUCUUCAUCUAUGAUGGCAUGAUGGACGUGAUCUUCAACACUUCCAUUGUGUACCAGAAGACCAAGGAAAAGCCCGUUUUUCCGACCUUGAAGACCAAAGACAAUCGACUUCCAAACAAGGAGAACGUGUAUGUGGUGCCAGUGGAGGGUGACGAUGUUGCGUACACCAAAGCAUUUCUGCAGGAAAAAAAACUCAUUAACACCAACAUCGGAGGAAGGAAAGUUGUGGUGGCAUACUUCCCGGAGUUUGAUAGCAUUGGGGCGUUCUACAACACCACAGGCCAAGCAGUGAACCAGUUGGACUUCUAUGGACGUUUGAAGAAUGGACAGAAACUUUCUCGUGUAGAAACUUUCAAACCUGGCUGCUUCUGGUGUGUUUGGAUCAAUUGGUUUCCCAGCACAGAUUUGAAUCGUGUAUGAUACGGUGAGACAUGGUAUAUUACAUGAUGGAUUUACAUGGUGUAUAUUCCUGUACAGCUAUUUUUAACUUGAGGUUCCUGCACAACAGCUGCAGGGAUUUAUAGCCGGGUUGCCUUGACAGUCUUGGCCCUCAAUCCGGCGCCGGUGUUCCCAUUUGAGAUUUAGCACUACAUUCAGGAAAGCAUAGCGAUGGGUGUGCUGCACUGAG